GUAAGAAGUCCCUUCUCUCCGCACGCAGCGCAGGCAGCUCCAGGCGCCGACCUUCCCUGCCUCAUCGCUCCCGUCUUGCCGCAGAGGCGCUGCGGGGAGAUCAGGACUGGACAAAGGGAAUCUAAAAAGCCCACCCUGUGCACUGGGCAGACGGCACCGAUGGGGGAGGGGAAGGCUGGACGCACCCCAAGACCUUGACCCCUCAAUCUCAUCCCUGCGUAGAUCACCCAGCAACUAGGACACCUCUCCAGGGCCAGGGUGACAGCCGGGAACUGUGGAUGUGGACUUGGCUCGGCCCGGCCGGCCUGCCCUAACUGGAAACUGAGCCAAGCCGCGCACCCAAGGCUGGCCCGGCACCUCCGCUGAGCCAGCUCUGGUCCUGCAGGGGUGGGGAGGGGUCUCUGGCAACUGGACCCUGAGCUCCCGCGACCCUUCCUGUUGCUCUCCUCACCCCUGGGGGUACCGCAAGGAGAGACUGUCUGUUCUGCUUAUAGUGUCCUUGGUCCCCAACCCUUGGAUGGCCAUGUCCUUGUCCCUCACGGAGUCCCCAGCCAGCCUCACAAACUCUUAGUCAUCGUGAAAAACCCAGGGCAGCACAGAAUCUCAGGGUCUCCAAGCAGAGCCCAGACCCAGCGGUCAGGCCCCCAGUCCCUGCAGUCAGGGUCCUCCAUCCCGGCAUGGAGGGCUCUUACCCCACACCACCUCUCCCGGAUGUUGGGCCCCUGGCAGGAUCUGCUGAGGCCUCUGCACCUGGCAGGGAGAGGUUGGGGGCAGAGGCAUUGGGAUUGGCACUCCCUGCCCGCAGCUCCCACCUCUGCUUAGGCAGGGCAGACCCUGGGCUCCGACUCCUGCCCCAGCAUCAUGAGGUGAUUCGGUGGCUGCCCCAGGGAACCCCUUGUCCUUGCCCGGAACUCCCCGGGGUUUUACCUGGCCUGCUGCCACCAGUUUCCAGUGGAAGCCCAUCUGUCCCCAGAAACAUGGCCCCCGAGAGCCCUUCACAACCUCCGGUUAUGCCUCCAAAAGUCCAGGGAGGGGACAGCCCCUGCAGAGAGGUGGGCAGCCCUUGCUGGCUCUGCGCUGGUGUCGGGAGGAGUGGUCUUCUGUGGGUGCCUGUUCUUACCAGGUCCUGGGCUUGGAGCCCGGGCCCCCGCCGACCUCAGUGGGAUCAGAACCUGAAAGCCCCUCUUGGGGGUGACUUUCUCAAGUGCUGUCAUCUCAGCCUCCCUGGGCCCAAGUCGGUUGGGGAGCCAGGCCCUGCGGGUGCCUCAGCCCAACCAAUCAACCAGAUGGUGCUGCAGCGAGGGCAUCUCUGGCCUGAGCUGGGGGAGGAGGUGACCUCCUGGGACCCACCCCAAGAGCAUCCACAGCCAGUGACAGGGUGAAGCUGAGGGGCCCCACAGAUCCCAGGCCCAGGGCUUAGUGGCUGUAAGAGCUGGGAGGAGCCUCAUCCUCCAGGGCCGUCAGGGAGGGCAGAGAGGUAGCUGCCAGAUGCCUGUUUCCCGCAGUGCGGCUGCUUGUUGCAGUGAGAGUGACAGGUGCCCCGGAGCCGAGCUUGCACAUGCAGAGCCUUUGUCCAACGAACCCCCAUCCUUUGGGCCUUUCUUUUC
Callithrix jacchus (white-tufted-ear marmoset) is the source of this 1607-nucleotide messenger RNA. NCBI's taxonomy places the organism in Eukaryota, Metazoa, Chordata, Mammalia, Primates, Cebidae. The record is from RefSeq and is a predicted model, not a curated record.